This is a messenger RNA of Vigna umbellata (rice bean), 525 nucleotides long. Lineage: Eukaryota; Viridiplantae; Streptophyta; Magnoliopsida; Fabales; Fabaceae. The record is from RefSeq and is a predicted model, not a curated record.
AUGGUGCAGAAUUUGGAUGGUUAUGGAGGAGAAGGCUCGCGACCUUGGUGUUUGGAAGGUGAUGGGGUGGUGUUUGAUGGUGCUCUUAGAGAUAUUAGGCCAACUCUAGAGAAAGUUAUGCAGAAGCUGAAGACUUCCGUUAAAAAAAACAACUGCAAUCCUGAGUGGAAUGAAGAAAGGACUCUUUCUAUAAAGGACGUUACAACCCCGAUACGUUUGUCAGUUUAUGACAAAGACACAUUCUCAGGGGAUGACAAAAUGGGAGAUGCAGACAUAGACUUAAUACCAUAUGUUCAAUCUGUGAGAAUGGGAUGGACUAACCUUCCAAAUGGUACUGUAGUGAGGAUCAUUCAACCAGAUGAAACUAAUUGCCUUGCCAAAGAAAGCAACUGCGUCUGGCAAAAUGAAAACAUCGUCCAAGAAAUGGUUUUGAAAUUGAGAAAUGUUGAGAGUGGGGAAAUUGUUGUCCAAAUAGAGUGGGUUGAUGUUAUUGGUUGCAAGGGCUUAUCACAUCUCGAUCUUUAA